Molecule: messenger RNA, 999 nt
Organism: Parasteatoda tepidariorum (common house spider)
Lineage: Eukaryota; Metazoa; Arthropoda; Arachnida; Araneae; Theridiidae
Source: RefSeq, a predicted model, not a curated record
AUGGGUUACCAGUGGCCUGUAGCCGAACACUUUACCUAUGACAAGAUUUCACAUGUUUUCGCUAACAACGCUCAGAUGUAUCGUAGGAGACUGUUUAACCUGGUGCCAUUUAUGAAUAACGAGGGAGAAGUAGCACUUUGUAGGACCUAUGGAUUAAAGCAUCGUCUGUUAUUUUGGACAGAUUUCAAUCGAACAAUUACUCUGAGAAAUAUACAUAAGACUAUUGGGAAAAAUGAGACUACGGUUCAUAGUUUGAAAGAUAUCAUCUUUUGGUUGAGAGUAUAUUCGGAUGAAUAUAUUGAUCCUAGGGCUAAACCAGCCAUUUAUUUUUCAAUGCACGAUUCCAGAAGACUUGUGAAUCCUUUCAAACAUGGUAUUAAGCUUCUAGUGCCAGGACAUCAUUUUAUUAAAGUCACCGAAUAUGUGGAGCAACAUCUCUUACCCCAACCAUAUGAUACAAAUUGUACAUUGUUUAAUCCUAUAGGAAGUACAGAAGAAAACGUUGACAUAAUGGAUUGCAUAGAAACUUGCUCCUUCCGUCUUCACAUGGAACAAUAUGGAUGUGCUCCCCAUUCAAUAAGUAUUAGUCACAUGGCCACAUUGUGUAAGAGAGGUGAAAAAGUCACAAAAGAAAAUUGGGACAGUUGUUUGAAAAAGUGCAGCAAUACUCCGUGUGUGACUCGAUCUUUCAAAUACAAGCAUUUUCAUAAUGAUCUAGGGAACCUAAAAUACAAUUAUCAGCAAAGAAAAGCACUUUAUCCUAGACUUUAUAAUAACACUCAAUUUAUAUAUCUCGGAGUGUCAUUCAGAAAUGCAAAGAUCAGAAUCAUCCACUUUGUUCCAAAAGUGCUGCCAAUGGAAUUAUUUAGCAACAUCGGUGGAUUCCUGGGCAUUUGGAUUGGAUCCUCUAUCAUAUCAGUCUCUGAUUUAUUAUACAAACUAUCUGAAUUCAUCUACAUUUACACCAUGAAACUUGUUAAAAAGAGAUCUACACUGUAA